Molecule: messenger RNA, 2293 nt
Organism: Branchiostoma floridae (Florida lancelet)
Lineage: Eukaryota; Metazoa; Chordata; Leptocardii; Amphioxiformes; Branchiostomatidae
Product: velvet complex subunit B-like
Exons: 5
Coding region: 265-1884 (539 amino acids)
Source: RefSeq, a predicted model, not a curated record
UAUCUGAGCUAUUUUGUGUUGCUUUAAUAAGCUCUUGCGAAAUUUCAACAUUGCUGGUUAUAAUUUCUAACUUGAAUCGUCCUUUGUUGUAAAAUUGUGAACUUCAAUAGCGACUGUUGUCAUUUAUGACGUCAUUAUCCAAAACUGACGUCAUAAAAUGAAAGACGCUAGUGACGUCAUUAGCUAGUGCAUUUCGCUCGUGAUUUUAUGCGAAGCGGACGUGCUUUAAAUUUCUCUUGAAGUUUUUAUCUGCCUGAGAUCGAGAUGUCAAGCGAAGCAAUGAAGGAAGGCCCCCUGACGGGAAAGUCAGGCAGUGCAGACCACCUCGACCAUGGCGAUGCCGCAUCCAGGACGAUGCUGGCUCAAACAAAGCCUGUCACACUAGUCCUGAAGGGUGUGUUCAGUGAGGAGAUUUUCAUCUUCGGGAGUUGGGAUUCAUGGCAGAACGGCAGUAAGGUCACCAAAAGUGACAGGGAUGACGAAUAUCAGAUUGACCUGAAACUUGGAGCUGGGCGAUACGAGUUCAAAUAUAAGACCGCCACUGGACACUGGUUCCACAACGAGGACAUGCCCACAACUAUGAACGUCUUCGGAACCCUGAACAACAUCUUGGAUGUACCGGCUGUUCCCUCUGCGGCCAAGGACGAGGUAGCCUCUGCGGCCAAGGACGAGGUAGCCUCUGCGGCCAAGGACGAGGUAGCCUCUGCCGUCAAGGACGGGGUUCCCUCUGCCGCCAAGGACGGGGUUCCCUCUGCUGCCAAUGACGGGGUUCCCUCUGCCGCCAAGGACGGAGUUCCCUCUGCCACCAAGGACGGGGUUCCCUCUGCCACCAAGGACGGGGUUCCCUCUGCCGCACAGGACGGGGUUCCCUCUGCCGCCAAGGACGGGGUUCCCUCUGCCACCAGGGUCGAGGUUCCCUCUGCCGUCAAGGACGGGGUUCCCUCUGCCGCCAAGGACGGGGUUCCCUCUGCCACCAAGGACGGGGUUCCCUCUGCCACCAAGGACGGGGUUCCCUCUGCCACCAAGGGCGGGGUUCCCUCUGCCGUCAAGGACGGGGUUCCCUCUGCCACCAAGGACGGGGUUCCCUCUGCCACCAAGGGCGGGGUUCCCUCUGCCACCAAGGACGGGGUUCCCUCUGCCACCAAGGACGGGGUUCCCUCUGCCACCAAGGACGGGGUUCCCUCUGCCGCCAAGGACGGGGUUCCCUCUGCCACCAAGGACGGGGUUCCCUCUGCCACCAAGGAUGGGGUUCCCUCUGCUGCACAGGACGGGGUUCCCUCUGCCACCAAGGACGGGGUUCCCUCUGCCACCAAGGACGGGGUUCCCUCUGCCACCAAGGACGGGGUUCCCUCUGCCACCAAGGACGGGGUUCCCUCUGCCGUCAAGGAUGGGGUUCCCUCUGCCGCCAAGGACGGGGUUCCCUCUGCUGCACAGGACGGGGUUCCCUCUGCUGCCAAGGAUGGGGUUCCCUCUUCCGCCAAGGACGGGGUUCCCUCUGCCGCCAAGGAUGGGGUUCCCUCUGCCGCCAAGGACGGGGUUCCCUCUGCUGCACAGGACGGGGUUCCCUCUGCUGCCAAGGAUGGGGUUCCCUCUUCCGCCAAGGACGGGGUUCCCUCUGCCACCAAGGACGGGGUUCCCUCUGCUGCCAAGGACGGGGUUCCCUCUGCCACCAAGGACGGGGUUCCCUCUGCCGUCAAGGACGGGGUUCCCUCUGCAAUGGAUCAGAAGAUUCUGAAAGCCGAGGAUAAGACGACCAUUGUUCCCACUUCAAACAAUGACAACUCUGCGAAAGAUAAGAGCACUCGCUGCGGCUGCUUCAGAGGCCUUUGGAAGGCUCUGUUUAGCCGGAAGAAGAAGUCCCAAAAGGCAUCGUCAGUCAGCUGAGACACAAUGGGGGCAUUCAAUGAGUUUUGAUAGACUGUAUUUUACUAUUCUAGUAUCUUGUUGGCUUUAGGAUGCCAUUGCUUAAAUUAAUGUCUCUGGAUAUGAUAACUGGGGCAAAAAGAGGCAGUUACAACUGCAGUAUGUGGAUAUCAUAUUGUUUUGUAGUUGUUAAGAUGCCAUACUGUUAAUGCAAACCAUAUGUUGUUGCAACAUUACUUUCUGACAAUACCAUAAUCAGUGGCAGACUCUGUUUCAUGUAUGUUGACUAAAUGUACAGAAGUGGUACAUGGCGUGUUGUGCCUUGAUGUUGUUUAGGAGUCAUGCAACACAAACAACAAACUAGAAAACAGCAUCAUGAUGUCAUGUUGGACUGUACAAUAAGUUAUGCAGAGACAGGGAUGUGAGGUAC